Molecule: messenger RNA, 1942 nt
Organism: Callorhinchus milii (elephant shark)
Lineage: Eukaryota; Metazoa; Chordata; Chondrichthyes; Chimaeriformes; Callorhinchidae
Gene: metrn
Product: meteorin, glial cell differentiation regulator
Exons: 4
Coding region: 19-987 (322 amino acids)
Biological process (GO): positive regulation of axonogenesis; glial cell differentiation
Molecular function (GO): hormone activity
Source: RefSeq, a predicted model, not a curated record
CCCCCCCCCCUUCUCAACAUGAUCAUAGUCACUCCACUGGCACUGUGGACUUUCCUGCUCUCGUUGCUCAAGACGGCGUAUUCCAACUACUCUGCUGAUCAGUGUAACUGGAGAGGAAGUGGUUUGUCUCAAGAGCCGGGCAGUGUGGAGCAGAUUUCCUUACACUGCGCUGAGGGUGAUGUGGAAUGGCUGUAUCCAGUGGGUGCUCUGCGUCUCUUACUCUCUCCCCGUCUCCCCUCGGGGUCGGUGGGCUCGGUGGCUCGGGGGAACUCGGGUGGCCGUAUCACGGCCUGCAUCAAACCAGCCGAGACGUUCAGGGGAGCCCAAAUCUACCUGGAGAGGGAAGGCGAGCUGCAACUGCUGGUGGGAGAUCAACAGGAGAGGGAGAAGGAGGAAGAGGAGGAGAGGGAGAAGGAGCAAAAGAAGAGGAAGAGGAGAGGGCAGCCACGCCCGGCCAAGGUGCAUUGCUUCAGCCGCCAGGCUGGGGAGAAGGUGGCACUCUUUAUCCAAUCCACCAUCCACAGGGACAUCAGUCGCCGCAUCGCUGCCUUUAAGUAUGAACUGCGAGGUGACUGGGGUUCCGGAACACUGCUCCCUCAUCAGAUAGAAAGUGCCUGCAGACCAUGCAAUGACACAGAAAUCCUCAUGGCAGUCUGCACUAGUGACUUCGUGGUCCGAGGUCACAUCAGGACGGUGAGCCACAAUAAGGAACGGCAGGAGUCCGUGGUGGGCGUGAGCACCACCAAGAUAUACAGACAGAAGUACACCCUCUUUCACCCCGUAGGGAAGUACGGGAAGUCGUUCGGGGACAUCAGGACAUUCUUGAAGUGCGGGGUCAAGCAAGGGGCCGGGAGCUUCAUUUUUACCGGCCACGUGCACUUUGGAGAAGCCUGGCUUGGUUGUGCUCCCCGCUACAAAGACUUUAAAAGGAUUUACGAAGCUGCCAAAGACGCACACGAGAAUCCGUGCGAGAUCGAAUCGGAUUGAAGCUGCUUUCUUUGGGUGGGGAGGUUGGUGGGAGGUUUUGGGGGGGGAGUGGGGGGAAUAAAAGAGUUCACCGCUGCAUUUUAUUUUAAUAGGCAGGAAAGGACCGUUGAACUGUUAAAACAUAUGCCGCUACCCCGCCGAGGUACAUUGUCAAUGGCUUCUGCGGCGGAGCCGGUGAAGAAGAGAAAGGGGGACUUUCAUGGAUUGAUUCAAUGUCCUGUUAAAAGAACAAGCCCGAUUGUUGCUGAUAAGCUUUGCUGUGUGUGCAGGGGGCGGAGAGGGAAAACCACAGCAUUGAUUUACCGUCCAACGUGAACGAUCGCUGUUUUUCCGACUUUCAGGCAACUUCAUACGUGAAGCAACCCGGAGAAAAGGAUUGGGCAGAACAUGGGGUGAGGGGAGGAGGUUGGGAAUGAUUUAUUGUUCGAUGUGAAUAAUUACUAGCGUGCACUCAACUUCACUUUGUGAAGGACUCUUGGUAUAUUUUCCGUAUGCAAAAUAUUUUAUGUGUGUAAAAAAGAAAAUGGUGGGAUAGUGUCUUGUGAGAUAUAAUUUACGUGGAAGUUGAAUUGCGCAUCCACAGAGCGAAAAAAAAAUUAGUUUGAAAAGAAAAGAAAGUGAUCAUGGGAUGAACUCAGCGGCCUCUUAGGACAUUCCAUGGGUAACUUAAGGGGUACAGGCUGCGUCAGAUACUUAGGUGAAAUGUUACUGCACGUCUUUCUGUGACAACUCUUCAGUUCGUACCACUGAGGCGUGUUUCGAGACCAGUUCAGUUCCCUCGUUUUUGUAAGAAACCGUUUACUUUGUAUAUUUUUGUGCUAUUUAUAAUUUUAUUUGGUUGCAGCUUUCUCGAAGAAGGAGCCCGUACCCGUACAGUCUAUCUAAGGUUUUUUUUUAAAAAAAGUCAGUGCUGGCAAUUGAUAAAAUGCGUUUGCUCAAAUACAGGUGGAGAGGG